Messenger RNA from Xenia sp. Carnegie-2017, 3876 nucleotides. Its product is annotated as WD repeat-containing protein 64-like. Lineage: Eukaryota; Metazoa; Cnidaria; Anthozoa; Malacalcyonacea; Xeniidae. Gene Ontology annotation, molecular function: protein binding. The record is from RefSeq and is a predicted model, not a curated record.
ACGUAGUGAUCGUAAAAUCUAUUUGACUCCAAUUUAUGUAAACACAGAGAGAAUCUUUUCAAAAGACUUAAGCCGGGCAGACACAAAUGACAUAAAAUGGACGGGUAUUUUGAGUAAUUUCGUUUUGUACGUAUAGUCAAUGUCUGAAGCAAUCUUUUCUUCACUUAAAUUUAAUGGGUAAAACUAAACAGCGAAGUGAACGCUUCGUCGCAUGAAAUGAGUAUUUUUAUGGAAAGACAAAGCAGCUCACGUCCAUAUACAGUGGGUAGUUUUGGUCGUAAAUUGAAGUUAUUUCAGACUUAUAUAGAAGAGUUUACUCACGUGGACGAAGAACUAAAUCCUGAAGAACGAAGAAUAGAACUUCAGGAACGAUUGACAAAUGGUUACGAACCAUUCUCUGCUGAAAUAAACAAACUCUUUGGUUCAGAUGUCAGUAGUCAUGACGUGAAGGCGUUGUUUAGAAAGAUUGCGGCAAAUCCCGAAGCAGAGGUGGAUUGGAGCGAAUUGUUUGGAAUUGGAAACACUAGUCUAGAGCAAACAGAACAGCUGUUAUCCGAUGAAGGAUAUUCAAUCUUUACCGUUUCAAAGCGAACUUAUCUCGGAGACGCGGGAGGUGAUAUGAAACGUCGAGAUUUUCUGCGCAAUAUAAAACAUGUGCCGAAGCUGGAUAUAUUUCUGAGUUCGUCCGAAAAAGGCGUUGUUUGUCAAUGGAACAGUAAGUUUCGUUUGCAAGGAUGCAUCGAUAUAAACGAAACAUCUUGGAUCACUGGCAGUGAUUAUUGCCCAGGCUUGAGAAAAAUCAUUAUUUCUUGUGAACGCUCUCUGUGUGUUUGGGACUACAGGGCAAAACAAAAGCAUUCUAAUGUUGUACAAAUCAAACCACUUGAACAAACAAUCCACUGUAUGACAUAUGUUCCGUGGAAACUGGAUAGAUUACCAGAUGAUUGUAUCUUGUAUGGUGAUGAACAUGGUUGCAUAAACAUAUUACGACUUUCAUCGAAAGAUCUGCACAUGAAGAACACACAUAAUGACUCACAGAAAAUGGUCAUCGACCCAGUUAAACUUAGCAAUGAAAUUUUGCGAAGAAAAGUGCACAAUGAUUGGGUUGUUAAGGUAAAAUAUCUUCCUCAACUCGAAUUGUUUGGUUCAUGUUCACCAUGUUCUGUAACGUCGUUUGUUCUCGGUGAUUUGGAUAAACUUCUUGGUCAACAACCUUUGCGCGAGUUGUCAGUACCGAAAGGUGUGAAUUGUUUUGGUUAUUGCGCUAGAGCAAAUGUUAUUGCAACCGCAGGAGCUGAUAAAAUUAUUCGUAUGUGGCAUCCUUUAAUCUUGACUAGACCUACAGGCAAAUUAAUAGGACAUCUGUUUACGAUAUCAGAACUUGCAGUUAACGAAAAUGAUCAGCACUUGAUUAGCUUGUCCACAGCUAGGGUGUUCAGGGUGUGGGAUGUCCAGACGCUCUCGUGCCUUCAGGUUUUUACAAGUUGUGAUGUUAGUCCAAGUGAAAAGAGGAUCGAUGCGAUGAUUUAUGAUCCCAAGAGAGACAGACUGAUAACAGGAUGCAGUACAAUCGAGACGUGGCCGCUGACACGUGCGAUUCAGGACUCUCUCCAGCUGCCUCACACGCAUGAUAGAUCAGUAUCACUUGUUGCUUACAAUAGUCAAAUGAAGCAAGUUGUGAGCAUUUGUCAAGAACCUGUUGUCAAGGUGUGGGAGAUGGAAACAGGACAACUUGUUUAUCAAAUACACGAACCACAUGGAACGGGUCAGGAGGUAACGGCCAUAAACGUGAACACGAGUGGCUACCGGCUAGUUACGGCUUACAAUGGUACAAUCCGGAUAUGGGAUUUUGGUAGUGGACAACUUCACAAGUCUUUCGAACCCAAGUCAAUUGGAGACUCGGAAGUAGAAAAUCCUACCAUAACAGGAAUUGUCUACAUCAACUGGACUGGUAAACAGUGUUUGUUUGUAUCAAGUUGGGGACACAACAUUCGAGUGUUUGAGGAUAACGUGAACAAAGCAUCGUUGGAACAACUUUCAAUCUUACCUGACGAAUAUAUUUAUUCAAUGAAACACGAAGUAUUUCCUACUAAACGCCCACUGCCACCGAUUGGCGAAACUUUGACUAACAAUGACAACGAAUCUGAGAUGAUCGUCAACGUACUUUCAACAUGUCAAGUCACGUGUCUGGAUUUUAUGCCACCGCAACUGCUUGUUGCCAGCACAACCAACGGGCUCCUCAUUUUAUGGGAUAUCGAGGACAUGAAGGUGAUACGAAGAUUCGAUCGAGGUGAGUCCAAUGCCGAAAAUAACAGACGUCUCUCAAGACACACUGAAGAUUUCCAAAACAAACUUGUGCACGCAUGUCAGUUCGUUGUCGGUGAAACACCAAUGUCACACGACAUGACCAGCAUACCUGAAGAUGUUAUUAAAUAUGUGGAGCCAUCAUCAAGUAUCGAGGAACGUCACGAUGAUGACGUCAUGAAAUACGAAAGUGAAGCAAUAAAAAACGAUGAGUGCAAUGAAGAAAAAACUGGAGAAAUGACGAACGUUACCGAAAGUAAAAUUUUAAGAAAUGGAGACACUUUUGUGACUCAUGAUGAUGACGUCAUUAAUAAUAAAAGUGAAACGACAACUCACAAAUGUAAAGAAGAAGAAAAAAUUGUUUUAAAUGGUCAAGUGAUGAAUGUAACUGAGAGUAGUGAUAAAAGAAGUGGACUUGAAUUAAUGAGUCUUGACGAUAAGAAGAAUAAUGGGAAACAAUUUGAACGAAAUUUAACUCACAUUGGAAUCAUUUCUAUACAUCAAGACGGUUUUAUACGAUUUUGGAGUAGUAAGGGUGAACUCUUUAAUGAAGUAAGAAUGACGAUAAACCAGCGAUCGUCGCCGGUGACCGCAUUAUCGUGUCUUCGUUAUUCCAACUUGCUCAUCACUUCUGAUACCAGAGGUUACGUGAUGAAGUGGGAUAUUGAAAACUUCAUUAAUUACUUAAAUCGAGGGGAGAAUGCCACGAUAAAUAUAGAAGAAAGAAACGUUGAUCAAAUAUUAUACUGGAGGGCACAUAUGAAUAAGAUAGUUGCUCUGGAACAGAUCAAAGAUAAUAAUGUACUUAUAUCUGCAUCAACUGAUGCAUCAGUCAGAAUAUGGCAUUUACACACAGGACAUUUUAUUGGUUUUUUUGGACAACCACGACGGUGGCAAGUCCCAACAACAACAGCCAUUCCAUCGACUCCAUUACGACCUUAUGACAUAUCGGAGGUACCAAAAAAACUGCUACGAAAGACAAAGCAAGUAAAAAAUAAACCAAAAUCGAACAGAACUGUGGAAUGUCCGCUAGCAUUUGAUGAUCAGAGAUGGCGGCCUUUUAGGUAUUCUGCAAGAGAAGAAACGCGAAGCACUACUGACAACAAGAAAUUUUUUCAUUCUCUCACAAAACCAAGGCAUUACAAUUUCCAUCUGGAUAGCAGUCAAUCGGGAUUAAGCGACCCUGCGGCUGUCUUUCGAUCUCUACCAGUGUACAAAAUUGAGGAACCUGAAAGAUUAAAAACGCCUGCAGUAAAUAGUUCAUCUUGGUUGACUAACCCCAUUACAGGAACGGCUUACGCUGCAAAUAAACCAUUGGGCAGAAUGAACAGCGAACUUCCUCAGAAUGCAGAGAAUUUGAUUUGUCGUUUUCCUCAUGCUGUUCAUCAUAAUAGUUAGGGAAGAGCACAUAUUUAUUUAUAAAAAAUGUCAUCCAGACAAUCGUAAUCAUCUCCAUAGCAAUUUUCAAAUCAUCAUACAGCAAAAAUGCUUUCAUCAUGUAUUUUUCUACACAUUGCAACAAUUAAUUCAGUUCAAUAAAAUAUGAAUAAUAAAAAUUCGUUAAAUUAUCAA